Uloborus diversus is the source of this 4764-nucleotide messenger RNA. RefSeq names its product cell adhesion molecule Dscam2-like. Gene Ontology annotation, cellular component: plasma membrane; axon. Lineage: Eukaryota; Metazoa; Arthropoda; Arachnida; Araneae; Uloboridae. Bases 1 to 4689 code for a protein of 1562 amino acids. Gene Ontology annotation, molecular function: cell-cell adhesion mediator activity. The record is from RefSeq and is a predicted model, not a curated record. The transcript is spliced from 25 exons. Gene Ontology annotation, biological process: dendrite self-avoidance; homophilic cell-cell adhesion; axon guidance.
AUGACAAACGGCCAUUGUGACAAAAUUCUUGGGGAAAGACUAAACCGACGAUUUCGAGGCCCGAAAUUUAUUCAUGAGCCUCCAGAAAUCAUCGAAUUUUCAAACUCUACAGGAACAGUCAUUACAUGCAGUGCACAAGGCGUACCAGAGCCAACGAUGAGGUGGGAAAGAAGAGAUGGAUCUGUAGUUACGACAAUCCCUGGAAUACGCCAAGUUCGUCCAGACAACUCCCUUGUGUUUUUUCCUAUUGACACAAACAAAUACCGCCAAGAUGUUCAUUCCACUGUGUAUAGGUGCAUUGCAACGAACAAAGCAGGAACUAUUAGAAGCAGGGAUAUCACAAUAAAAACAGUUCUUCAAACAACGUACGAAGCUCAAGUUUACGAUCAUUUUGUGAUACGAGGUAGCACAGCUAUUCUGCAUUGUUAUAGUCCUCCAGCAGUAAAGCCUUACAUAAAAGUCAUGCUCUGGUUGAGAGACGAUGGAGUAACCAUUGGCUCACCAGGAACUAUUGGUGAUAAAUAUACAAUACUGCCUACUGGAGAACUAAUAAUAAAAAAUGUUGGACCAUCCGAUUCUACAAUAGGGUAUCAGUGUCAAGUUCAUCAUCGAUUGAUUGGAGAAAGUAAGCUGAGUGUCACACCUGGAAAACUAAUCAUCAGAGAACCACAUGCACCAAUUCCUCCUACAAUAUCGGAGCCAAGACCAGUACUUAUUCAUGCACGCGAAUCUGAAAAAGUUUUUCUACCAUGCAUAGGUCAAGGGUAUCCGGAACCGUCAUAUAGAUGGGGUCGCCGUGACGGAGACAGAAUUUCUUCAUUCCAUCAUGGUGACAGACUUCUGCACAAGGAUGGUAUCCUCAUCAUUCAACACGCUGCUAUUCAAGAUACUGGAGUAUAUGUUUGCGAACUAAACAACUCAGUUGGCCAAGACAAAUCAGAAACAAAACUACUCGUCUCAGCACCAUUGUCAGCCAAAAUUGAUCCUGAGUCACAGACUCUAGACGUCGGAAAGAUGGCUACAUUGAGUUGUCGUGUAAUGGGACAUCCAGUGCACUCUGUUCUGUGGCUAAAAAAUGGGCGCACUUUAGUGACCGGCGGUUCCGUAAACCUUGUCUCACGGGACAUUUUACAGAUCAAUCCAGUCAGAAGAGAAGAUUCCGCUAUGUAUCAGUGCUUUGUUAGCAACGACCAAGAAUCCGUUCAAGGAUCAGCUGAUCUAUUUGUUACAGAGGAUGCUCCUACAUUUAUUUUUACAUUUCCGGAGCUAGCCACUCAUCCGGGAUCAUCCAUCUCCCUAAAAUGUUCAGCUUCUGGUAAUCCUCUCCCACAGAUCACGUGGCUGGUUGACGGAUAUUCUAUUCCCGAAGCGUAUCACAUCCGAGUGGGAGACUACGUCAGUGACGAGCGAACUGUCAAUAGUUACGUCAAUAUCACCAGCGUGACCGUGGAGGAUGGUGGAACAUAUCACUGCAUCGCUCAGAAUGGUGUUCGCAUGAUUGACCACGCUGCAAGACUCAACAUCUUCGGACCCCCAUAUAUCAGACCUAUGAAAAAUAUCACCGCUCUGGAGGGACAAUUUAUGGCGGUGCACUGCCCGGUUUCGGGGUAUCCCAUUGCCAAAGUUUAUUGGGAAAGAGAUGGUCGGCCACUUCCCCACAAUCAUCGACAGAAAACUUUUCCUAACGGUUCACUAAUCAUUGAAGAUUUGCAGAGAACAAAUGAUGGUGGAAUUUACCAAUGUGUAGCGGAAAACAACAGGAGUAGAACAGCAAGGCGGGAUGUCUCUCUUAAUAUAAUGGCACCUCCAGUAGUUGAACCGUUCUUUUUUGCAACUGGUUUGUCUGAAGGGAAACGAGCAACUGUCACAUGUGUCGUUGCAUCAGGUGACCUCCCGAUUCGAAUUUCUUGGUUAAAGGAUGGAAGCCCAAUACCUGACAUCCUUCGUGGAUCUAUUAGCACCGUAAAUGAAUUUACUUCAACUCUAUCUUUCACCAGUGUAUCUCAAAUCCACAACGGUAACUACACUUGUAUUGCAUCUAAUCCUGUCGCAUCAAGAAACUACACUACAACGAUGCUUGUUAAAGUACCACCAAAAUGGAAAUCCGAACCUUCCGAUAAAUCUGUAGUUAUGGGACAAGCUGUUAUGUUUGAUUGCCAAGCGAUUGGUUAUCCAGACCCGGUGAUUCGCUGGAAAAAGACACCAGAAGGAUCCAAGAGUCAGUUUCAAGUGAUCAUUAGCAACGAAAAUGUUCAAAUCCUGGAAAAUGGUUCCUUGAUCAUCAAAGAGGCUUCGAAAGACGACAGUGGACAUUACAUGUGCCAAGCCACUAAUGAUGUGGGAUCGGGUUUGAGUACCGUAGUGCAUCUUAAAGUGCACGUUGCUGCUCAUUUUAAAGACAAAUUUAAGGCAUUCACACUUACAAAGGGUCAAAGUGCUUUAUUAAAUUGUCGGGCAAUUGGAGAAAAGCCUUUGACAAUAAGCUGGCAAAAAGACAGACAUCCCUUCAAUCCAUCUUUUGAACCGAGGUAUGCUUUUGAAGAAAGAAUUUAUUCAGAAGGUAUGGAAGCUACAAUUAAAAUAUCAGGAGCUACUAGAAAAGACUCAUCCUUAUUUACUUGCAUUGCUCAAAAUACGUAUGGCAAGGAUGACACUAACUUUCAAAUCGUCGUUCAAGAACCACCAGACCGUCCUCCAAGUGUCGAUGCUACUACUAAGGGAAGUCGUUCCAUAUCUAUCACGUGGUCCCCACCUUAUAGUGGAAAUAGCCUGUUGACAAAAUAUGCGAUUGAAUACAAAACGACAAAAGAGCCUUGGUCGUCUGCGAAGCAAGUACUGGUUGAUGCAACAGACACUGUCUAUUCUCUUCAAGGACUUCAUCCUCACACAUCUUAUCAAAUUCGAGUUAAUGCGGCAAAUGCUAUUGGAACUGGUGACUUUAGUGAUCCACUUACGGUAGUGACGGAAGGAGAAGCUCCAAGUGGACCGCCAAGAGAAAUCAGGGCCAUUGCUACAGGUUCAAAAACCAUACAAGUUACUUGGAAACCUCCGUUGAAAGAGGAAAGCUUUUCACCCAUAGAUGGAUAUUACGUCGGCUAUAAGGGACGUACAAAUGAACAAUAUUCUUACAAAACUCUUGAAGUUUCCCAAAGUGGGCUUUUGGAAUGUGAAAUAACAGAUUUAAAUCAAAACUCAAAAUAUAAAGUUAUUGUUCAAGCCUUCAACAGCAAAGGAGCAGGACCACCUUCAGAAGAAUUCCUUGUUCAAACUUUAGAGUUUGACCCUCCCGGUGCUCCCGUGUUACGACUGGUAUCAUCUACAGCGUCUUCGAUUCAUUUAGCUUGGGAAUUAAAUGAUGAAAACAGAAAUCCAAUUGCUGGUUAUAUCCUGUUUCAAAAAUCUGAAUCAUCGGAUUGGGAAGAAGUGCAAUUAUCGGAAGAAAGGAUAAGCUACAUUUUCUACGGUUUGCAGUGCGGAAUGAGAUACCAAUUCUAUCUGGUAGCUUUCAACAUAGCUGGAAGAGGGCAACCGAGUGAUGUAAUUUCCGCGCGAACAGAAGGAACUGUUCCUGCUGCCCCAAAACGAGAAUCACUGCUAAGCACCAACUCAACGUUUGUUGUUAUCCAUUUGAACAGCUGGAAGAGUGGUGGCUGUCCCAUUAAUUUUUUUGUUGUUCAGUAUAAACCACUAAACCAACCGGAAUGGAUUUUAUUAUCGACGAAUGUGCUUCCGGAGCAAAGAACAGUGCCUAUUACAGAUUUGACUCCAGCAAGUCAUUACAUGCUUUUAAUGACGGCCCAUAGUGAUGCAGGCACAAUCGAAGCUGAAUACGAAUUUGCAACAUUGACAUUAACUGGAGGAACUGUUCCUCCAUUAUCAUCAGUUAGUGACAACGACCGGGAAUUAUUCCAGCAGUUAAAAAUUAUAAUACCUAUUGCGUGUACUACCAUAGUACUCGUAUUAAUAAUUACCGUAGCUUGUAUAGUCUUGAUUAGAAGGCGCCAUUCUUCAUCGGAAGAACCACAACAGGAAAGAGACAUCUCAAAGCCCGUUGAUACGGUGCCGAUGACAGUUUGGGAGAAAGCUGGUAGAGGCGACACCAGAAUCUCGCAUAGCAGAGAACAGCUUUACUUUCCGGCACCAUACGCCACCUCGCGGAUUUCCAUGUACUCUGCCGAUGGCGACUCAGAAGCAGCCCACCACCAACAACAGCUAUCUCACAAUACGUGGAGACCAGAAGAGCGGGAACACACGUAUGACGUUCCCUUCAUGCACAGACAGAAUAUCCUUGUCGACGAAGCGUCCCAUGGACAUGAAGGAAGAGAAAUUGGAUACCAGAUAGGAAGGCAUUUAUACUUGAAUCCCGCUGUUGUAGAGCUUCCUCCGGAUAGAACAUUGCAGACCCAUGACUUAGCUCUCAUUCGAGAAAUAGCAGAAGCUAAAGUUCAGUCAUAUUUGUACACAAAAUCACCAAGAAGAACUGAGGCAAGCCGGUCUAACAAGCAUCGUCAGAGAUCAAGAAGAGUCCGAAGAAACAUCAUACGAAGUGAAAUUAGGAAUGAAACGGAAGAGACUGUGUAUUAUAUCAGUGACGCAGAAACAUCUCCAAGUCCUGGAGACUCAUUCGAAUUUUCCGAAGCUGAAUGUGACAUGCAUUUGCGUCUGGCGAUGGAGGAGAGACCCGUUUGAUAGUUCCGACCCAUCAGUUAGUUCCUAUUGACAGGAAUCGCAAGAAGAGCUCAAUUAUCAUCUGCAAUGUUAAUG